UUCCGGACGGGGAAACACGCAAGGCUGGAGAGUAGCGUUGCCUUGUCGACGAAGAGUUGAAGAAAUCGCAGCGAUUGGGGCAUCUCGAAGUGCUCAUACUGCAUAUCCUCCAGCUCAUCAGCCUCCGUGCUCACAGCGGCUGGAAAAGCCUUGGAAUGGAGCGCGGCGCCGGUGGAGCGCACAGGCAGGGGAGCCCGGCGGCGGGGGACAGGGUUUUCGUGGCCGUUGACGAGGUGAACGGGGGCAGCACGUUGCUGUGGGCGCUCCGGAACCUGGCCAAGGAGGACACCAUGAUCGCGGUGGCUCAUGUCCACUGUCCGCCGCAGAGCAUCCCCGUAACGGGGGUACAAGUUCAUCAUACCAAGAUGGAUCCACAAGUGGUCGACGCCUACCAAAAGAAGGAGCUGGUGAGGGUAGAGCAGAAACUAGAUGAGUAUGGCCUGAUAUGCAGAAGACAAAUGGGACAAAAGUUCCGUUGUUGGAAAGUAACAAUUGUAAAGGAUGAAGUUGCCAAAGGGCUUGUGGAGCUUAUUUCUCUUCAUGGCAUCACCAAGCUUGUCAUGGGAGCAGCACCAGAUGAACGCUACUCAGACGCUUUAUUUUCCUGGAAAGGUCCCUGGUCUGAGACAACACGCAGACUGAUGCAGGCAAGCAACACGUGCAAAAUAUGGUUUACUUGCAAAGGACAUUUGAUAUGUACCAGGGAAGGAAAUAAAAAUUAUUUUGCAAUACCACCAUUACCAAUUGAAGAGGCACUUCGUGAGGCUCAGCACUUAAAGGAAAAAGUAUCUGAAGAAACAAACAAGCGCCAAAAAGCUGAACUGGAUCUGCUUUCUGCUCUUGACACGAUCACUGAGUGGAGAAUAUUGCAUCAACAUGAGAGGCGCCAGCGGGAAGCAAUCGAGGAACAACACCUGAGAGAGAAACAAGAAGUUAGAGAAAUGAUAAAACAGUUUGAAGCAGUUUACGAUCAACUAGAUGAUGCGCAAGAGCUGAAGUUGCGCAUGUUAGAAAUGGAGUCUGCUAGAAAAGAUCACAGGGAGGAGCUGGCAAUGAACAAGUACCGUGUUGAAACGCUUCAGGAGGACAACAAGAAGCUGCAGCAAGAGUUGAGAAGGUGCAUAACAGAAAUGCAGUCCGCUAGAAAAGAACACGAAGAGGAGUUGGCAACGAGCAAGUACCUCGUCGAACUGCUUCAAUCAGACAAAGAGAAGCUGCAGCAAGAGCUACGAGCUGCGUUAACUGAAGCUGAAGACUUGCGCGGGAAGAGCUUGCUGUCAUCAACAUCUGAGCCAGAUAACACCUCUCCGCCAUCGUACUUUGUAUGUCCAAUUUCUCAGGAUGUGAUGAACGAUCCACACGUUGCAGCAGAUGGGUUCACCUAUGAAGGCGAGGAAAUCAGGGGAUGGCUCGACAGCGGGCACGACACAUCGCCCAUGACGAAUCUGAAACUCUCUCAUUUCGUGUUGACCCCAAACAGGGCGCUCCGUUCGGCGAUUCUCGAAUGGCGGCGGCAGCAGCAGCAGCAGCAGCAGAACUCGACAUGACCGCGUCGCGAACGCGCCUGGCCGCUCCUUGGGAGUGGGAUCCGCGGCGGCGUCUCGGGCAAGUCUCGGUCUGCACACUCCCGAUCCUGAUACAGAGGAUAAGGUGUGUAACUGAGACUGCGAAGGGCAAGAUGAUCACUUUACACGUUCGGUCUCAGUGCUUUUAAACCGUUAAAUUGUAACGGAAGGUGGACAAAAUGGUAUA
This is a messenger RNA of Panicum virgatum (switchgrass), 1752 nucleotides long. Its product is annotated as U-box domain-containing protein 36-like. Gene Ontology annotation, biological process: protein ubiquitination. The transcript has 7 exons. Bases 156 to 1547 code for a protein of 463 amino acids. Gene Ontology annotation, molecular function: ubiquitin-protein transferase activity. Lineage: Eukaryota; Viridiplantae; Streptophyta; Magnoliopsida; Poales; Poaceae. The record is from RefSeq and is a predicted model, not a curated record.